CGUGUUCAUUUUAGCCAAUCAAUUCUUUUGUAAAUGAUUUUGGCAGUCUAGUGUCGAAAAUGGCGACUGCUGUAGACUACGGUAGGAUGUACACACCAGACAAUAUGUAUACGGGCUAUAUCAACACUGAUACAAGGGUGGGGGACGAAGUUGUCACUCAAGGGUUAGCUCAAGAUUUAGAGGCGUUUUAUAAUAAAAGUGAUUCUUCAGGAGAUAGAACUAAAGCUUUGGAGUUAUUGUCUUCCUUAAGAAUUGGAGGGGAACGUCAACAAGAAUCAUAUCCACGACCCCAUACUGCCAUGCCAACUGUUGGAGGCCAAUACCAUUCAAAUCCAUAUGUCACGUCAUACACUAGGGAUUAUCCACAGAAGGAGCAACCAUUCACGGGAGCUACAAGACCAAUGACAUCACAUGGUUUUAGAAAUGGACCAAUUGGAGAUACUACUUAUGCAGAAGAAUAUAAAGACAAACCAAACAGGCCAACAUCACCUAUCAGAAGUGGAUCUGCAUCUGGACAAAGAAAUAAUAAUCCACAUCCGCUACAGGCAUUUAUGGUAUGGCGAUUCCCAACCAAGACUAUGGCAGAACCUAAACCUAGCCCCUGGUCAGAGGAGUUGACAGAUGAUAAAAUUAACCAAGUACACAAACGUCUAUGUCAGUCCACUUACCAGACAGACUAUCUAGGAAUUCCUCAGGGUUUCCAAUUAAAAAGUGCCUAUACUCUUCCACCUGAUUGGAAAGCAGACAUUCCAUACACUUUAGACAGUGUAGCAAGAUAUUCUUAUCAAAAUCCAGCACAACCUGAAAAAUUAAAACUUCCUAUCUCAAGAUAUGGCAGUAAUAAAAAGAAAAGUAUGGCUGUUAAUGGCACAAUACCAACAGCGUCGUUAAGAUAUAAUCAUAUAAAACAGAGAACAACCUAUGAUAGGCACUACAAUGAUAAUUCUGGUAAUGUGGUACAACAAAUUAAAGAUGUCGGCCGUAAACUUGGUGCAGAAACUCUGAAAAAAUAUUAUGAAAAGGCAGCACCCGAAGAUAAAGACACAAUUAGGCGAAUACUAGAUGCAUAUAGAACAGGAGAUAUGCCACCAUCAAAACCAGUGCAUGCCCCAACUCCCCCUCCGUACCGCCCUGCUUCUCGAACACCAAGCAGGACAAAUCAACCAAGCACGCCUAUAUCAGAUAGUGAUAAUAGUGUUCCAAUAAACAUUUCAAACAGGGUCUCUGGACCAAAUAGUCCAGCUAUGACACCAACUCCAAUGAGAAAACCAGGGUCUCGAGUUGCAUGUACACCUAUUACGGACUAUAAUUCAGGCAAUCCAACCAACUACAGCCGUCCACCACAGUUUCAGUUUCCGAUGCAAGUGCCGAUGCCUAAUUAUAGUCCUGCUCCAGGUCCAUACAGCCCUCCAGAAUUUUUACAUUAAUAAACAUGAUUUUCUAGUCAGUCUUUUUUUUUCGCUAUAUUUUCAGAUGUGUUAGUACUUAAGUAGGGACUUUGCUAUUUUAUGUGGUUUGAUGAGAAUUUACUCUAUAAACAUUUCAUGUUUUGAUCUCUUUUGAAAACUUUUAUUGUUUAAAGUUUGAUUUUUCUCCGAGAUCACUUCAUUUUUUUUUAAUUUGUUAUGGAUGUUUUUUUGUAUUGUUAAAUGUUGUCUCACAUUUUUCACAACCAUUUUAUAUGUUUUCUUUUCCUAAUUUGCACAAUUAAGUACUAAACUGCAUUUAACUUUAUUACCUCGUAGUAGAUAAUAACAAUAAUAAUUAUAUAAUGAAAUAUUAAACAGAUGAUGAAAAAUAGAAAACUAUAUAUUUUAUUUAUUUUAACAUAUUGAAGUUAGAAAAUUAGAAAUCAUGAAUUUUGUCAGGCAAAUCUUUUAAAAAUUUGAUACUAUAUUGAUUUUGUUAUUUCAGUUAAAUGCAUAUUUAAAUAUGAACUGAAAAAUUAUAUUUGGAUAGUAUUGGAAGCUUAUUAAAGUUGUAAAAUGUCAUGACAUCAUUUCAGAAAUAAUUUCCCAGAACGUUGAUGGUGAUGAUUAUGGGAACCUAUACAGUGAACCUAAACCGAGGUUCAAAAUGUCACAAGGGUCACCAAUAGGUGGCGCCAUAAAGUUCCCUCCAAUACAACAGGUAUCUCGAUUAGACCGAAUAUCAGAUUAUGAAGGUCCAGUUAUUGUUUAGAGACUAUAAUAUAAAAUCUUAAUGUUAAUUUUAUGAGCUAGAUUUAAAAGGCUGUUCAAGGAAGAAAAAGAGGUGAUUUAAAGGCAUAUUCAAAUUAGAGUUUUAUAUAGUGUGGUAUCUUAUUUGAUAAUUGUAUAUAAGGAGUAAGAAUUUCAAAAAUGUAUGAUAUGCAGCACAGGUUUCAAAGAUGCCUUCAAAUAUUUUCUUUCAAAGUAGGGAAAACCAGGAGAACUUCAGGUCUUAACAUUUUCAUUAUUGCUAUAUUGUUUUUGCUUGGAACAUCUAUAAUUUCAAAGUGCUGAAGUUCAAUUUGGACUUGAAUCUUUGGUCACUUAUAAAAAAAUACUUUUCUUUAAGCAUUUAUACAUGUCUCAGUUCAUAAUUGUAAAUGAUUUGGUUGUGAAUCUUUAUACAUGUUAUAUUAAAGACAUUUGUUAAGUUUAAUUGUUAUAGGUUUGUUUGUGAAAUACAAAGUUUGAGAUGUGUAUGCUUUUUAACUUUAAGGUUUGGGGAAUUUCUUAAAAAAUAUUUUUGGUAUUAAAUUUACUAUUUAGAUUGCUAUCACAUACUUUUCAUAAUUUUAUUGUAACUAUUAAUUUUAUCCAUAAAGCUAUUUGACGUUUUUUAUGUAUAUUUUUAUAGUUGCCUUUAUUAUUAUUUUUUGCAUAAAAAUUGUAUUAAAAUCUGCAUCAUUUUAAACAGUUGAACAUUUAUUUUGAAAUGUUUUGAAUUAAACAAAAUAAGGAAAACAUUUUUGCACAAUUCAAAAGCUAAAAUGUUUAUACAUUUUUGAAAUUAUAUGACAAUAAAAGUUAAAAGUGCAGCAUUUAAAAAAAAAACUUGCUUUUAUGAAUACACUUUGCAUAUUACAAAGACAAAUAUGUAAUUGGUUGCAAUGAAAGACUGUAAUUUUCUUGUUUUAUUGAAAGUAGAAUAUAACAAUUUAAAGUUGAUGGAAUUUUUAUCUGUCCCAUAAAAUAUUUAUAAUGCUCUAUCCUAAAUGAUUAUUGUCCCAAAAUAUAUGGACUUUCUGUAAUUAUAUUUGCAUCAAUUAUACAUUAAAGCUGAAAUAGCCAGGAUUACCAAGUUGAACUUGUAAAAAUGGCUUGUUUUUGCAUAUUUUGUAAUUUUAAUGACUCUACUUAUUUAGAACUUAUUAUUUUCGAAAUAUAUAUUUUUGUAUAUCCAAACAGAUAGUGCAAUAACAAAAAAUUGUUAAACGACAAAUAAUUCUUUUUUUUUUAAACUAGCUGUAAUACAAAAUAUUUUGAAUAACAUCCUAUCGUAUGAAGUUAAAAUUUGCAAUUUCUUAAAUAUUUCGGUGAAUUUUCGUUUUUAUGAAAUUGUGAAUUAUAUUUUAAGAAACAGUACCAGACUUUAAAAAAAAAUAAAAA
Messenger RNA from Mytilus trossulus (common blue mussel), 3575 nucleotides. Its product is annotated as testis-expressed protein 26-like. The transcript has 8 exons. Lineage: Eukaryota; Metazoa; Mollusca; Bivalvia; Mytilida; Mytilidae. The coding region runs from base 60 to 1427 and encodes 455 amino acids. The record is from RefSeq and is a predicted model, not a curated record. Gene Ontology annotation, cellular component: cytoplasm.